Nerophis lumbriciformis (worm pipefish) is the source of this 1345-nucleotide messenger RNA. It is a transcript of the gene ndufaf4, whose product is annotated as NADH:ubiquinone oxidoreductase complex assembly factor 4. Gene Ontology annotation, cellular component: mitochondrion. Gene Ontology annotation, biological process: mitochondrial respiratory chain complex I assembly. The record is from RefSeq and is a predicted model, not a curated record. Lineage: Eukaryota; Metazoa; Chordata; Actinopteri; Syngnathiformes; Syngnathidae.
AAGAGGAAAAAUAAAAUGGGGUCACGAGUCGUACGCAUGUUCAGAAAUGUCAACCUAGAAAACAGAGUUCAGCGAGAAAUUUCCAAGGAAAAGCCGAAGCCAGCACCAAGACACGCGGUUACACAACCAACCGACCAUGACGGAAAUGUUGGUACCGUCCAUCAGAAGAACAACGAUUUACUAUCAAAUCUGAAGUCUGUUUACGUGGAGUCUGUAAACACACAGACGGUGAAGUCCAUAAAGGAGGGGGUGAGCAUGAAUGAUGCAACAAAAUGCAGACCGACGAAAUUCUUCCUUCCAGGAAACUCUUAUGGCCUUGCAAACCUGACAGAAGUUCCUCGAGGCAAACUGACCAUCACAGAAGCUAUUAAAGCCGUCGGAAGCCACCAGAAUGAGCCUCAAACAUGGACGUCGCAGAAGAUUGCUAAAGAAUAUUCUUUGGACUUAAAAGAAACAAACUCUCUUCUUGAGUUUUUCAUCCCCUUCCAGGUUCAGAUCUUACCACCUGUAAAUGUAAAACAGCUGAAGGUCAUUUAGGGGCAAAGGCUGAUUCUGUCAUUAUUUCAACCUAAAUGAUUUGCAACAAUUUGUUAUGUGUUGGCCCUGCGAUGAGGUGGCGACUUGUCCAGCAACCCCGCGACCCCGAGAGUGACAAGCCGUAGAGGAUGGAUGGAUGGAUGGAUUGUUGUUAAUAAAUACUUGUGAACAUAACCAGCGUUGUAUGAAAUUAUGACUUACUUACAUUUUUUUUUUGCGUUGAACUCAAGUAAUGAAUACUUUCUAAGCAAUCCGCUCAGUGUGGUUCUUCAAAAUUAUUUUACCAAUACAUAGACAUUUCCUCCACAAGUAUUGGAACAGCAAGGCCAAUUGAUGUAGUUUUGCUGUAGAUUGAAAAUUUGGGUUUGACAUCAAAAGCUGAACAUUUAAGCUUUAAAACCUGGGUUUUGGUGCACCCCACUUUUGGUAUGGUUUGCUUUUCGAAAAACUUUUUUUUUUUUUUCUUUUCAAAAAAUGUUGCCUCUGCUUUUGUAUACCGUCCCAGUUAUCGUACGACCAAGCACUGUGGUGGGUGGUGGGGGGUGAUACUUUGCCUGUGUAUUAUGCAACAACUAAAAAAAGAUUUGCAAACAGAUAUAAGGGAUUUAAGGUAAACAAUUAUUUGCAAACAAAAUACGAAUUUUGCUUAUAAAAUACAGUAAAAAUAUUGGUUUUAUUUGUAUUUAAGUUUUGGGUGAGUGUUUCGUUUCAAGGUACACAUAUAUAUGGUAGAUAUUAGUACGUCCCUUUAUCAGUGCAGACAAGAAUUAUUAUUUAUCGUAUCAAUCUAAUAAAAUGAAAAACUGCA